AUGGGAGGUGCGGCGGAGGAGUGGAGACCCGGUCGGGGUCGGCGUCCAGGCUGGGGCGCACUCUCCGGCAGAGUCGACGGGAGUGGGGACGGCAUCCGCGGCCCCGGCGGCAGUGGGGGCCCGGGCGUCCAGAAGCAGCCUCCGCCGCUGCUGCAGCAGCUCCUGGCGCUGCUGCCGCCGCCGACGCUGCAGCUGCAGCUGCUGCCACAGCCCCCGCGGGCCCGGGCGUCUCCAGCUGCAGAGCCUCCCGGGACCGUGGCUCCACCCCCGAAAGGGCGUGGCUAUCCCCCGCAGGGCCGGGCGCGCGGGCAGCAAGCGAGGCCACAGCAGCCAGGCGCGCGCCGGGCGACCUCGGCCCGCCCUCCGCCGGCCCCCAGCCGCUGGCUGGGUGCUCACUUUAAUGCUGCGGGGAGCCCGGGCGCCCGGGGGCGCCUCGCCCCCCGUCCCCUCCCCAUGCCGUUGGCAGUCUCAGCCUGGGAUCCUGCGCCCGGACCGCCCUGCUUUGUGUGGUGGCCCCGUCACCGCCACAGCUUGCCGCACGUCACAAAUCCGAGGAGCGGCCGGCAGGACAGCCCUAGUCACGAGCUCCAGGGGAUCCCGGCCGGAUGCAACGGCAGGGCCGUGUCCUAG
Messenger RNA from Psammomys obesus (fat sand rat), 630 nucleotides. RefSeq lists its product as uncharacterized. Lineage: Eukaryota; Metazoa; Chordata; Mammalia; Rodentia; Muridae. The transcript is spliced from 2 exons. Bases 1 to 630 code for a protein of 209 amino acids. The record is from RefSeq and is a predicted model, not a curated record.